Knipowitschia caucasica is the source of this 1923-nucleotide messenger RNA. The record is from the annotation of a GenBank genome assembly. NCBI's taxonomy places the organism in Eukaryota, Metazoa, Chordata, Actinopteri, Gobiiformes, Gobiidae.
AUGACCCGACAUAAGGUCAGAAAGACGUUUGUGGGAACGCCCUGUUGGAUGGCACCAGAGGUCAUGGAACAGGUUCUUUCCAACCAUCAACUUCAGGACCAUGAAGAGCUCCUCGUUAGAGAUGAACCCAUCACCAUCAACGUCAUAGAUCCUGAAGGCAACUGUGGAGACACCAUCAACGUCAUAGAUCCUGAAGGAGACACCAUCAACGUCAUAGAUCCUGAAGGCAACUGUGGAGACACCAUCAACGCCAUAGAUCCUGAAGGAGACACCAUCAACGUCAUAGAUCCUGAAGGCAACUAUCCUGAAGGAGACACCAUCAACGUCAUAGAUCCUGAAGGCAACUGUGGAGACACCAUCAACGUCAUAGAUUCUGAAGGCAACUGUGGAGACACCGUCAACGUCAUAGAUCCUGAAGGCAACUGUGGAGACACCAUCAACGUCAUAGAUCCUGAAGGCAACUGUGGAGACACCAUCAACGUCAUAGAUCCUGAAGGCAACUGUGGAGACACCAUCAACGUCAUAGAUCCUGAAGGAGACACCAUCAACGUCAUAGAUCCUGAAGGCAACUGUGGAGACACCAUCAACGUCAUAGAUCCUGAAGGAGACACCAUCAACGUCAUAGAUCCUGAAGGCAACUGUGGAGACACCAUCAACGUCAUAGAUCCUGAAGGAGACACCAUCAACGUCAUAGAUCCUGAAGGCAACUGUGGAGACACCAUCAACGUCAUAGAUCCUGAAGGCAACUGUGGAGACACCAUCAACGUCAUAGAUCCUGAAGGCAACUGUGGAGACACCAUCAACGUCAUAGAUCCUGAAGGCAACUGUGGAGACACCAUCAACGUCAUAGAUCCUGAAGGACACUGCAACUGUGGAGACACCAUCAACGCCAUAGAUCCUGAAGGAGACACCAUCAACGUCAUAGAUCCUGAAGGCAACUGUGGAGACACCAUCAACGUCAUAGAUCCUGAAGGACACUGUGGAGACACCAUCAACGUCACAGAUCCUGAAGGAGACACCAUCAACGUCAUAGAUCCUGAAGGAGACACCAUCAACGUCAUUGAUCCUGAAGGCAACUGUGGAGACACCAUCAACGUCAUAGAUCCUGAAGGAGACACCAUCAACGUCAUAGAUCCUGAAGGCAACUGUGGAGACACCAUCAACGUCAUAGAUCCUGAAGGGGACACCAUCAACGUCAUAGAUCCUGAAGGCAACAGUGGAGACACCAUCAACGUCAUAGAUCCUGAAGGAGACACCAUCAACGUCAUUGAUCCUGAAUGCAACUGUGGAGACACCAUCAACGUCAUAGAUCCUGAAGGAGACACCAUCAACGUCAUAGAUCCUGAAGGCAACUGUGGAGACACCAUCAACGUCAUAGAUCCUGAAGGAGACACCAUCAACGUCAAUGAUCCUGAAGGCAACUGUGGAGACACCAUCAACGUCAUAGAUCCUGAAGGAGACACCAUCAACGUCAUAGAUCCUGAAGGCAACUGUGGAGACACCAUCAACGUCAUAGAUCCUGAAGGAGACACCAUCAACGUCAUAGAUCCUGAAGGAGACACCAUCAACGUCAUAGAUCCUGAAGGCAACUGUGGAGACACCAUCAACGUCAUAGAUCCUGAAGGAGACACCAUCAACGUCAUUGAUCCUGAAUGCAACUGUGGAGACACCAUCAACGUCAUAGAUCCUGAAGGAGACACCAUCAACGUCAUAGACCCUGAAGGCAACUGUGGAGACACCAUCAACGUCAUAGAUCCUGAAGGAGACACCAUCAACGUCAAUGAUCCUGAAGGCAACUGUGGAGACACCAUCAACGUCAUAGAUCCUGAAGGAGGCACCAUCAACGUCAUUGAUCCUGAAGGCAACUGUGGAGACACCAUCAACAUCCUGAAGGACACUGUGGAGACACCAUCAACGUCAUAG